Molecule: messenger RNA, 661 nt
Organism: Paramecium sonneborni
Lineage: Eukaryota; Ciliophora; Oligohymenophorea; Peniculida; Parameciidae
Source: the annotation of a GenBank genome assembly
AUGAAAACCAAGGACAUUGCUUAGUCUCUCAUUCCAGAAAAUAAAUAGCAGUUUUCAUUUAUUUAUUAUUCUCUAUAGAUUAUUAGAUAUUUAUCUACUCACCUUUUAUAAAAAGCCCUCAAUAUAACCAAUCCCUCAAAAUCAACCUAAUACAAAGAGAAAGUUUUCUAUUAAACGAAAAGCAGGCUCUGUUAAAGAAAUAAUUUAAGAAAAUACUAAGACAUUUAAGGAUCAUCUACAUUUACAACCUUUAAAAUAACAUUAAUUUUAAAGAGUUCUAUCUUAAGAUACUAGAUGUCAAGAUAUUCCUCAAGAAAUUGCUACAGAAAGACCUUCUCUUUCUAAAUCUAAUAAUAAAAGAUACAAAAGUGUCAAUCUCACCAAAAAGUUUUAAUAUUUACAUUAAAAAAUUGAACCAUUAGAAAACAACCUAAAUAUUAACUAAUAUCAAUCAUAUAGAGUCAAUUCUUCUAAUAAAAAUCCUAUAAAUAAUAAUUUUGAAUCUAAAUGGAAAAGCUAAUUAACAUAAUUAGAAUAAAUUAGUUAAAACUCAGAAAUUUAGCAGAUUCAUAAUCCUUGCUAAAAUAAAACAUUAAAUAAAAAAUUGAUAUUCCCAAAAGAAUUCUCAACUAAUGGCCUUUAUAAAAAAUAUUUCGCUUGA